GGAUUUAUGGGUUUGUGCGCCUUAGCUUUUAGUUGAUGUAAGCCGAGCUGGCGAAUAAUUUUAUACUGUAAUUUCACUUCAAGAAAACCAAGUUGAGAAAAAAACAAAGAGAGGGGGACGGCCACUCUUUAUAUGAGAGGAGCUGACACAGCGAGAAAGAUUAUCAGUUAUCACAUUCGCCAGGGAAAAGAGUGAUAGUACUGGACUACUGGUGCGUAUAUACACGAGUAGGAGUAACACGGCCACGCACAUACAAAUAUGCCCGGAAUAAGAGGUCCUUCUGAUUAUUCCCGAGAACCUCCCCGCCAUCCUUCUCUCCAAAUCAACGCCAAGGAGCCUUUCAAUGCUGAGCCGCCACGAUCAGCCUUAAUUACUUCUUAUGUGACUCCUGUGGAAUACUUCUACAAAAGAAACCAUGGACCAAUACCGAUUGUUGACGACAUAGAAAGAUAUAGUGUUUCUGUGUCUGGUUUAAUCGGAAACUCCAAAGAGCUCUUUAUGAAAGAUAUAUGGAGGCUUCCAAAAUAUAACGUUGCUGCGACAUUGCAGUGUGCUGGUAACAGAAGGACUGCCAUGAGCAAAACCAGGACAGUCAAAGGAGUUGGAUGGGAUGUUGCUGCUAUAGGAAAUGCUGUUUGGGGUGGAGCUAAACUGGCAGAUGUCCUGGAACUGAUUGGAAUACCGAAGUAUACCAGCUCCACACCAUCAGGAGGAAAACAUGUUGAAUUUGUAAGCAUUGACAAGUGCAAGGAGGAAAAUGGGGGCCCUUAUAAGGCGUCUAUUCCAUUAAUCCAGGCGACAAACCCAGAAGCUGAUGUCUUGCUUGCAUAUGAGAUGAACGGGGAGACUCUUAACAGGGAUCAUGGCUACCCACUUCGUGUCGUUGUCCCAGGAGUUAUAGGUGCCCGUUCAGUUAAGUGGCUUGAGUCUAUAAACAUAAUUUCCGAGGAGUGCCAGGGCUUCUUUAUGCAGAAGGAUUACAAAAUGUUUCCACCUAGAGUUAAUUGGGAUAACAUUAAUUGGUCCACAAGGAGACCUCAAAUGGAUUUUCCUGUUCAGUGCGUAAUAUGCUCUCUGGAGGAUGUCAAUGUGGUGAAAAAUGGCAAGAUAACUAUCAAGGGUUAUGCGGUAUCCGGAGGCGGGCGUGGGAUUGAGAGAGUAGAUGUAUCUGUUGAUGGUGGCAAAACUUGGGUGGAAGCAUCUAGAUUCCAAAAAUCUGGUUCAGAAUACAUUGCUGAUGAUGAUUCUAAAAGCGACAAAUGGGCAUGGGUUUUCUUUGAGACGGAAGCUGAAAUUCCCUGGAGUGCGGAGAUAGUUGCCAAAGCAGUGGAUUCAGCUGCAAAUGUGCAACCAGAAAAUGUGGAAGAUGUUUGGAACCUGAGGGGAAUAUUAAACACUUCAUGGCAUCGAGUGCAUGUUCAGGUUGGGCACUCAAAUAUGUAGCCUUUUUUUUUUUUGAAUAAGCAGAGGAAUUUGUACUUGUUGGCCGACCUGUUGUGCCCCUUGAUGUUUAAAUAAUGUUUAAGGUAGUUAGAAGGUUCCAUUGUACAAGUAAAAUGUUGUGGGAUCUACUUACAUUUGUGGACUACGGUUUGGAUAUAUGUCUUUAUUGGCGAUAGCCUAAGAUUGUA
Daucus carota subsp. sativus is the source of this 1631-nucleotide messenger RNA. RefSeq names its product sulfite oxidase. NCBI's taxonomy places the organism in Eukaryota, Viridiplantae, Streptophyta, Magnoliopsida, Apiales, Apiaceae. Gene Ontology annotation, cellular component: mitochondrion. Bases 259 to 1443 code for a protein of 394 amino acids. Gene Ontology annotation, biological process: sulfur compound metabolic process. Gene Ontology annotation, molecular function: molybdenum ion binding; molybdopterin cofactor binding; sulfite oxidase activity. The transcript has 12 exons. The record is from RefSeq and is a predicted model, not a curated record.